This is a messenger RNA of Leguminivora glycinivorella, 7336 nucleotides long. Its product is annotated as PHD and RING finger domain-containing protein 1. Lineage: Eukaryota; Metazoa; Arthropoda; Insecta; Lepidoptera; Tortricidae. The record is from RefSeq and is a predicted model, not a curated record.
AGAAGCGGCUUGCUGUCAAAAUAUUAAAAAUAAAUUAUAACGCAUUAGAGCAACUUUUAUGUAAUUAGACGAUUCUAAUGGCACUUUUUAUCGUAUUGACCGGAUGAAUUCAGUCAUCUUCACUUCGAAUGCUCCAAAAUUGGACUCGCAAAGGUCAUUUACACCUUUGCCAACUCGCUUCGUGUCUGUGUUCUGAGGCACCAGCGGACGGUCAGGCAGCACUCAAGAGACCGCCGGGAUGAGUGAGGACGGCAGCGAGGGCUCGGCGACCCCGCCGAGGCCGCAGCGGCGCAUCAAGAAAGUGAUGGUGCUAUCAUCCGCCUCAGAGUCCGACAGUGAUGAGAGCGAUGGCCCGACGCGGACCCGCAAGAGGCGCCUACGGGUGGUGAGUGAGGAUGAAGGCGCCAGCAGCAGCGGGAGUUCGGUAGGCGCGCGCCGGCGCCGCGCUUUACCACAACUUCGCGACUCUGACGCCGACAGCGAUGGCUCUGUCGGCCCGGCUCCCUCCGCCCCUCCCAAGCCCGCCUCAGGCUUUGCCUCAGACAGUUCUGAAGGCAACUCAGAUAAAUGCUCUAUCUGUCUUAUGAGAUUUACAGAGCAAGAAGUGGGCACACCUGUGAACUGUGAGCACAUAUUCUGUUUAGAUUGCAUCACAGAAUGGUCCAAGAAUGUGAACACUUGUCCAGUGGACCGCAUCACAUUUGACUCUAUAGUAGUGAGGACAUGUGCGGGUGGCAGGGUGUUGCGUUCAGACCCUGUUCAGGUCACUGACCGCCGCCCCUCUGUAGAGAUGCUUGUCAUUGAGGACCCUACUGUUUGUGAGAUCUGUGGCAGCAUGGAGAAUGAAGACUCAAUGCUGCUGUGUGAUGGCUGUGACCUGGGGUUCCACAUGCAGUGUCUCACACCUCCACUAUUUGAAGUCCCGAUAGACCAGUGGCACUGCCCAAGCUGCAUCAGCCGUGGUCUGCACAACAUUGGAAGCUUGGAGGACAUAAUCUAUCUCUCGGAAGUGGAUGACCUCUUCACUGGCAUUGCUGAUAUGGAGCUCCCACAGGGCCCUCGCAAUGUGCCUCUCAGGCAGACUAGGGAAGUUAGAAGGUCUUCAAGAAACCAACCAACGGAAGAGCCGUCAACGUCCUCCGGGCGUCGCGGCGCGCCGACGGACGCGGCCGGCCCCCGCCGCAGCCGCGCGCCUCCGCGCCGCCGCCGCAAGCCCACCCGGAGAAGAACCAAGACUGUCAUCAUCGAGUAUGAGAUCGAGGAGAACGGGAAGUUCCCUAUCACUAGACGGGUGAAGAGGACUGUUAGGAAACGGAAGACCCGCAAGCGUCGGCCGCGCACGGCCGCGCGCCGCACGCUGGUGCGCCGGUCCGUGCGCGCGCAGCUCGCCGCGCUCGCCGCGCCCGCGCCCGCGCCCCUCACCGUCAGCGCCGGGGUCACUGACCUGCACGUGCGGCGCGCUAGGGCUGGCAUACCAACGCUCAACCUGUUUGGAUCAGAAAGGGACUUGGACUACUUCUCCGAUGAUGAUGUGGGUGGUGCAGCGUCGGAGGGAGCGUCGACUGUGGCGAGAGCUGUGCGACCUAAUGCGGCUGUCUUCAGUGCUUAUAGACAGAAUUUGUUUGACUCCGAGAGAGAUCUGGAGUAUUUCUCAGUUGAUGACGUCGGUGAAGUGGCAUCGAAAGAAACGUCGACUGUGGCAAGGGCUUUGCGGCCUAAUGCGGCUGUCUUCAGUGCUUAUAGACAGGCUCGUCGUAAGAUGGUCUCCGUCCCAUCGCCCCCUCACGCCACAGCUGCACCCGACCUCUUGUCAGAUAUACUGGAGAGCCAAACACUUCUGCACUCUAAACGUUCCGUGGUGUCUGUGGCUGUGGAUGGACAGAUCAGCAUCAAACUGCGCGGCGAAGGACGAGUCGACGUUAGCAAGGCAUCCGACCCGCCAGUACGCACAGCGCCGGCCCACGGCCAACGGGGUGGGUGGGGCGGCGGCUACAGCGGGAACUACCAUCGCGAGCAGAGCGCCAACAACUUCGGUCGCGGGUACGAAUACGGGCCCAACGGCGGCGAGAACAACUACCCGAACAGAGGCAACAACUACGGCGGCGCGCGGCGCGAGGACGAGGCGUGGCGCGGCGGCGCCUUCCCGCGCGCGCCCGCCUGCGCGCGCCCGUGCCGGCCCGAGCCCCGCCCGCACGCGCCGCCACCCAGAUUAGACAACCGACACAGCCUGGGCGGGGCCUGGCCGCGCGGGCGGGCCGAGGCGCCGGGCCCGCAGCGGCACUCGUUCGGCGGCUUCGACAACCCGCUCGACAUGCGCGUCGCACCUCCCGCGCAUGCGCACGCGCACACCCCGCGCCCGCGCCCGCGCACGACCGCCCCUUCCGACCGCUCCCGGAACCCCCCGUCUUCGCCUUCGACAAACUACCCGAAGAAAGAUCAGAGGACGGCAGCGACUCCAGCCUAGUCCGACACGGAGAAAUAUGACCCGACCGAACCGACACACGACGAUGAUGACGAGGAGGAGGAGCCCCCGCAAACCUCGGCACCGGUCUUCGGGCCCUUGCCGGCUCCCCCGGUCCCUCCCAAAAUAGAUUCACCCCCCGAAUCCCCCGAAAUCACUCCCCCGCCUACCCCUGUCAAUGUACCCCCGUUACCUCCCGCCCCGGCCAUCCCGCCCGGUCUGCUCGACACGGCCGUCCGCCAGGCGCUCCAGGAACACAAGGCGCUCAUGCAGCCGGCUCCGAACGACUCCGACGACGAUUCCGACGGCGACUGCCCCAACUUCUCCAUUUAUUCCGCCACGAGCGUCCACAUCGCCAGCGCGGGCUCUUUAGCCCCUCCCACGAUGCGUUCCAAACCAGAUCUAGACAUGACCGACUUAGUACAGGAGGACGACGAACCGGUCAAAACUCCAGAGGAAGAAAUCAAGACUCCCGAACCGACUCCGACUAAAAAAGAUGAGUACAAAGAAAAGGUUUCCAAACGCUGCCCCAUAACGCCCAACACUAGAGACCCGAUCAAAAUUAAAUUAAACACUCCCUCGCUUAUGAAACGUGUUAGUCUUUACGAUGAGGAAGACGCCGCUGAACAAACCGAGGAACCGAGCACAGAGGAAGCGGAAGCUCCUGAACCGACGACUGAUGAAGUUAAAACUGCAGAAGAACCCCCCGAAGAUGACAAAGAUAGUGAUAAAACGCCAAUGGUAACUGAAGAGAACAAAGAAGAUGAUCAGGAAAAAGAAGACGACCAAGAAGAGGACAAGGAAGAAGAAGAAAAAGUCGAGAAAGAAGAAGAGAACGAGGAUAAAGAAGAAGAACAGAUUGCAGAGGAAGCUAAAAUCAGAAGUCCGUCGCUAAAAGAAGAUAAGACGCCAGAGAGGCCAGCGGAAGAGCUCGAAGAAGGGGAAAAACAAAAUGGAACCGCCACUCCUAGCGAGCGAUCACCGUCACAACACUCCCCGCAUUCCCCACAAUCCCCACACUCUGAUGAUGGAACAGAGAAGGAAUUGGCUGCCAUAGCUGAUGGCGAACAACCCGACGGUGCUCCAGAAAAAAUGACAGAGUCCAUCAGUGAAACAGAAGACGAACGCUCCUACACUCCGUGUCUAGACGAGAAUCAGAGCAAGGACGACAUGAGGCUGGAAGGCGAGGCGCUCGGCACGGAGAUGAUCUCUGAAGACGAAGCCAACGGCGUCUUCAGCGACGCCGCCGGCUCCCCCACCCCGCCCGAGCAGGACGGCAAGAAGAAGAAACGCAAGGAAGGCAAGAAAGACGGAAAGAGUAAGACUAAAGCGAAGAAAGAUACGGCAUUUAGAAAGUUGAGUAAAACGGGACGCGAGCGGAGCUAUAGAGAUAAAGACAGACGCCGGCGGUCAGUGUCGGGCUCACCGCGCCGGGCGGCUUCUGAAAGACGCAGGCGUGAGAAACGCAAGGAUUUAGAGAGAUAUGACGUUAGGUCAGUCGUCACAGAGAAGAGGAAGAAACAGAAAGACCCGUUCGGAAGAGAUGUGUCUCCUGCACGUUCCGCGUCGCCGUCACUGCCGCCGGAGCGUAGGUCACUCUCGCGUCCUCGCAGAUCUUUAUCGCGCGUGCGACGAUCACUGUCGCGUGUGAGGCGCUCGAUAUCGCGGCGACGGUCUCUCUCACGCCCUAAACGCUCUAUAUCCAGACGGUUGACGCCUAGUCCGCGCAUUCGUCGAGCGAGUCUACGAUCUCUUACCCCGUUAUCGCCGCGCGGGUCGCCUCCGCGACGCUCCGUAUCGCCGCGCCGCGGUCGCAAGCGCCGCAAGUCGCCGUCACCGAGGCGAAGGAUAUCGCCCCGUAGACGGGAACCUUCGCCCGCUCGCGCUCGUAAGCGAAGACGCUCCGCCAGCCCCAAGAAGGCUGGCAAAAAGAAAAAGCGCGCCCGCUCGCCGCCGGUCAUUGCGCCGCGGCGUCGCGAAGAACUUCGACGCAAAUCACCUAAACGUAAAAAGAAGAGACGCACCCGCAGUCGCUCACCGGAGCUGUCCCCCGGCCCGCCGGCCGGCUGGUCGCCUCUAUCGGUCGAUUCGAGAUUACUAUCGCCACGUACGCCUCCACCGGACGCGUCGCCGGCGAAACGUCUCGGCAAACGCAAGCGCAAGGAACCUCGCCGCCGCGAACGCAUCAAACACAAGCGCGGCAAGGACCAGCCCGCGCCCAGCAAAGAAGUAUUCACGUCCGGGGACAACAUCCUCGUUAGCGUCAGUUUCGCCGAGCAACAGAAGACGGCCGGGCCGGCGGAGCGGCGCAAGCACCGCGAGGCGCGACGCGAGAAGCGCAAGCGACGACGAACGGUGCCGGUCAACGACGACAACGCGAAACCUGUGGCUAUUAUCGACUUGGAGCGCUCGCCGUUCCGCGAGUUGACCCCCUCGCCGAAGAACGUGAUCGUGCUCAGCGACAGCGACCACGGCGAGAAGGAGCCGGCAGUUCAAAAGGAGCCGGAGCCCGCCCCGGCGGCGCCGGCGUUCGCCCUCGGCGCCGUGGGCCCGAAGACGCCGCCCGAGCCCGCCGCGCAGGCCGCCCCCGCUCCCGUCAAGUUCAGCCUGGCCGCCAAGCCCGGCGCGGCGCCUCGCGCGCCUAACCCGCUCAGAGAGGACGAGGAGCCCGCGCCGGCCGAAGCCGAAAACGGGCCGAACACCCCGCCCGAGCCUCCGGACUCUCCGGACGCGUACGACCCGUUCGAGCCGACGCGGUCCGCGUCAGCGUCGCCGGCGCGAGCCGCGUCGCCCGCGGCGGCCGAGGCGUCGCCCGAGCGGCCGAGCAUGACGCUGGAGGCGGCGCAGCGAACUAACCUGUCGGCGGACGAGGUCAUCGCGAGACGGCCGCUGUCGCCUAUUGAGAAGGUGAUGGCGCUCCUGCAGUCGACGCGCGACGAGUCCCCCGAGCCGGUCCCGGCGGCCGGCCAGCACCUGCCCGCGCCCGCCACGCCGGCGCCCGCCCCCGCGCCCCCGCCCGCCGCUCCCCGCAUCGUGCUCCCCGAGCCCACCCGCAACCAGCCCAAACUCUUCCUGGCCAAACCCUCCCCCAUCAAGUCCAACCCCAUCAAACCCAUGCAGGCCACGAAAAUCUCCAUGCUCCCCCUCCCGAGACACGAAGGAGGGGACUCCCCGUACUCGCCGGGGUCGAGCGACUUCGGGGACCUAUUCUCGCCGCCGCCGGCGGGGAAACGGGACGCGUUCGACUCGCUGUUUGGUUCUAAACCGAUUAAACGCAAGGACAAGUCGCACGCUAAGGUGCCGGUCAAGUUCAACCGGAAGAAAGGCAAAGGCAACAAAACGCAAGUGGGCGUGAAGAUAGACGACGACAACCUGAAGAUCCUGGACGAGCUACCCAGCUCAGCGGUCGAGAUGCAGGUUAAGAGCAAGUUCUUGAAGAAACUCAACCGACAAGAACGCGUAGUAGAAGAGGUCAAACUCGUGCUGAAGCCGCACUACACUCGCAAGCGUGUGUCCAAGGAGGAGUACAAGGAUAUCCUGCGCCGCGCCGUGCCCAAGAUCUGCCACAACAAAACGGGCGAGAUCAACCCCGCGAAGAUCCAGGCCCUGGUGGAGGCGUACGUGAAGAAAGCGCGCAAGAAGCACAAGCUCGGCCUGGCGUAACAUAAUUAUAUUAAUUAUACAUAAGCUAUUUAUACUUAAAUCGAGUAUGAGUCAAGUGAUCAUGUACUAGAUGAAUUCCUUAUUUAACAUAGUUUGCGAUAGAUAUAUUUCUUCACCUGUCGUAUAAUAAUUGAUCGUUAAUUUAAUAAUAAAAUAUAUUUUAGUUGGAUGGAGUAUUACUAUUUGAUAGUGCGAGCUCCGUCAGCAGCGCGCGCCAUAUACAUAAUGUAAAUAAUAUGUACAUAUUUAAUUGGAGUGAAAUGACUAUUUUAUUUACCGACCCGCAGAUAUCGCACGCUGUAGAUACCUCGUAGACAUUACUAGUGUAAGCUUAGCUGUGAAUGCGAUGUGAGCGACGUGGCCUGGCUCGACUCUGGCCUGACUGUUGCUCGAGUUGGCCUGUGUUUGGCUCGAGCAGGCCCGAGUCUUGCUCGAGCUGGCCUGAGUCGGCUCGAGUUGGCUUGUCUGAGUCGAGCCAGCCACGGCCUCGGCGUAGCUAAAUUCAUGAUCAUGGUUUUGUGGUGUAGUUUAUAAUGAUUUGAAUAAAUAAAAGAUCGAUUUAAAAUAACCAAAAAUAUUUAUUUCGUAGAUAAAGUAAAAACACUUGAGACUGACCUAAUGUAAUGUCAUGGUUCGUUUAUAUUUGGUUGGAGCAAGUCAGUCAGUAAAGGCUACAUUAUAAUAGAUAUUAAAUCAAACAGAAUAUCUUAAAAACUAUUCUAACCAAGAAUGGCUCAAACAUUGAUUAGAACCAGCUUAGCAUAAAAUUUAAAUCAGUGUACCUACUCUUUAACUUAAUCAAACUAAGUUAUUGCAGUUUUACAUUAAAUUAUAAAGCUUUUAAUCAAGCACUGGUAUUAAUUUCGGCGAUGAGUAUCAUAACUGAUCAAUAUUUUAUGGGUAAGCUAUAAAAAACCUACUAAUAUAUUUAUUAACCACAAUUAUAUUUAUAAGCAAAUAUGAAUAAUCAUAAGAGAAAUGAGUAAAGACCGAAAAAAUAUGAACUUUUCGUUCAUUAAAUUGAAUGAAACUCAAAAUAUUAUACUAUAGUUUGAGUUAUAAUUGUGGUAAAUAUACAUUACAGUAACAAUGGUGAACACAAUGUUAUAAAAAAGUCAUGAUACAUGCUCUUCUAAAAGACAGUUUCCGUCCUAGCCUAGCUACCUACUUGAAAAGAACAGAGGCAAUGCCGUUAUAAACCUCCUUUUUAGG